Petromyzon marinus (sea lamprey) is the source of this 1374-nucleotide messenger RNA. The record is from RefSeq and is a predicted model, not a curated record. NCBI's taxonomy places the organism in Eukaryota, Metazoa, Chordata, Hyperoartia, Petromyzontiformes, Petromyzontidae.
GGAGGAAGUGGAGCAGCAGCAGCAGGAGGAGGAGGUGGUGGUGGUAGCCACCACCACCACCAGGGCCUCUACCUCCCUGCCUGUCACGGCUACUGCGACCUGGGAGCGGUGCCUCCUUUCCUGCCCGCAGUUCACUACCCGUACCCCGCGCCGCCCGCUCUACCUUCGGGCCGCGACGGGGGCCCUUUCAGAGCCUAUGGGCUCCAGGACGCAGCCAUGAGACACUGGGACAACAGAUUCUCCGGAGACAACGUCGCCAUGAUUCAACAGCACCACCACCAGCAGCAGCAGCAUCAGCAGCAGCAUCAGCAGCAGAUGCAAGCGGCGCGAUGUUCGGCGAGCGAUGGGGUGGGAGCUCACUCGAAGGGCGGCCGAGUGGGCGUCGAGGCGGCGGUGUUCGGCGCCAUCGGAGCCGGGUUCGCCGCUUCGGUGUGCGGAGAACUCCCCUCCUCAUCCUCUCCCUCCUCCUCUACCGCCGGACUGCAGCUACAACAGCUACAGCAGCAGCAGCAGCUACAGCAGCAGCAGCUGCAGCAACAGCAGAGACCCGCGCAGCUUGGGCGCAAUGGUGUUCUACCGCAGGGCUUCGAUCAGUUUUUCGAGUCGUCGGCUUACGUCGGAUACCACCACCACCACCAUCAUCACCAUCAGCAGCAGCAGGAGCAACACGGCUCCGGCAGCUACGCCGCCACUGCGGGGGGGUCCCUACAGGGCCAGUCAGGGGGGGUGGCGACGGCGGCUGCGGCGGCUGGAGGAGGCGAGGGCGGGCAGGCGGCGCGGGCUGCCGAGAGGGAGGAGGGCGACAGCGGCGCGGAGUCCGGCGGCGGCAGCGCGGCGUCCGCGUCGCCGCUCGCCGCGCGGCCCAGCGAGCAGAAGGCGUGCGGCUCGUUGCCCCAACAGUCUGUUAAGGCUACAUGGGGGAUCUUUGUCUUUUGUGUGUCGGCUUGUCUAUUUUGUUUUCUUUCCCUUUCUGCGCACGUGUGUGCCGCAACAACAGUCGGUCGGAGCCCCCGGAAGAAGCGCUGCCCCUACACCAAGUUCCAGACGCGUGAGCUCGAGCGAGAGUUCUUCUUCAGCGUCUACAUCAACAAGGAGAAGCGCCUGCAGAUCUCACGCCUCCUCAACCUCACCGACCGCCAGGUCAAGAUCUGGUUCCAGAACAGGCGCAUGAAAGAGAAGAAGCUGAACAGGGAUCGAAUGCAGUACUUUGCGGCCAACCCGCUGCUGUGAAGGGCUGUCGUUGCUUGUCGGCGAAUGUCUCUGUGUGUCUGUGCGUGUUUGAUGCGUGUGUGUGCGUGCGCGUGUGUGUCCGUGUGCAUGUCAGUGUACGUGUCUCUGUUGUAAGCGGUUAGCGCGCUGCGCUAAGAACCCAGC